Messenger RNA from Pseudoliparis swirei, 1294 nucleotides. It is a transcript of the gene boka, whose product is annotated as BCL2 family apoptosis regulator BOK a. Lineage: Eukaryota; Metazoa; Chordata; Actinopteri; Perciformes; Liparidae. The transcript has 5 exons. Gene Ontology annotation, cellular component: mitochondrial outer membrane. The record is from RefSeq and is a predicted model, not a curated record. Gene Ontology annotation, biological process: regulation of apoptotic process; intrinsic apoptotic signaling pathway in response to DNA damage; extrinsic apoptotic signaling pathway in absence of ligand. Gene Ontology annotation, molecular function: protein heterodimerization activity; protein homodimerization activity. The coding region runs from base 238 to 870 and encodes 210 amino acids.
UUCUUUGUGGUUAUGUGAGUGGCAGCAAAAAUGUUCAGUUCGUAAACGACCAAAAGCACCUUUCUGCUCUGACAAGUUCGGAUGCAGGAUGACAUAGUCUCCGCCUCGGGUAAUCUUCACAAGUUUUCCUAGUCCUAUAUAGAGGGACGGAGGAGAGGGGGAGAGUCCUGGUGCAGAAGUGGCCGCCGUGAGAAGCGGCGGCGGGGGAAGGUGCGCAGCGCAGUCCGUGACGCGGGCAUGGAGAUGUUGCGCCGCUCCUCUGUGUUCGCGGCCGAGGUGUUUGACCGCUCGCCCACCGACAAGGAGCUGGUGUCCCAGGCCAAAGCGCUCUGCAGGGACUACAUUCACUCCAGGCUCAACCGUGCCGGGAUCGGCUGGUCGAAGCCCGAACACGGGCGGGCUGCACCCGGCGGCGCGCUGGCAGAGGUAUCGCCGGUCCUGCUGUGGCUGGGUGAUGAGUUGGAGUACCUUCGACCUAACGUGUACCGUAACGUUGCACGACAGCUCAACAUCACGGUGGCCUCGGAGAGUAUUGUGUCCGAUGCCUUCCUGGCUGUGGCUGCAGACAUUUUCUCCACAGGUGUGACAUGGGGGAAGGUGGUGUCUUUGUACGCCGUGGCAGGAGCCCUGGCUGUGGACUGUGUUCGCCACGGUCACCCCGCUAUGGUUCAUACCAUUGUCGACUGCAUGGGGGAGUUUGUUCGCAAGAGCUUGACCUCCUGGUUAAAAAGAAGAGGGGGCUGGGUGGACGUAACGAAAUGCGUGGUGAACACCGAUCCCAGCUUCCGCUCUCACUGGCUGGUGUCCGCCGUCUGUGCCUUUGGACACUAUCUGAAGGCCACCGUGUUGUACCUCCUCAGAGACACGUGAAAGACAAAGUCACACACUGGGGUUUAUUAGCGGACUGACCGGCAGCGUCCACCGCCUCCACCACCAACACUAAAGCCUCCACCUCUUUGGAUUAUGUUUACACUUGUUUGCACUGAGCCUUCAUGGACGAAUGCCUAUCCAAUCACAGAAAACUGACUUUCCGUGCUUCCUCUGCUUCCUAUUGUUCACUGUGAGGCAGUGCAUGCCAUUCUGUUACUGUAAUUGCAGUAACAAAGUUACAGAACAUUUUCCCUGAGCUAGAGCACUUUGAUAACAUUUCAUUUUGAGAGCAUAAUUAUUCCAUGAAUAAUUUCACUUUUAUACGGCACGUAGCACUAGGAGUCCCAGGAAAUAAACACGUUUGUGAGUCAUCUGCAACUGUAAAUAUGAACAAUAAAUAAAAAUGCUUCUUAUGACAAUUUCA